Molecule: messenger RNA, 1472 nt
Organism: Ceratina calcarata
Lineage: Eukaryota; Metazoa; Arthropoda; Insecta; Hymenoptera; Apidae
Exons: 2
Coding region: 321-770 (149 amino acids)
Source: RefSeq, a predicted model, not a curated record
AACUCGAAACGCGCAUAGAAAAACUCGAAUCUACACCAAAUAACCUACCUGUAACAUCACUUGAACAAAAUAAGAAUCCCCUUUCAUCCUCCAAUAAGCUAUUCCUAGAAUCUCUUCUGCAGUCAAUUAAUGAGAAUAUUGACAGCAAGAUAAAGGACCUCAAAACAGAAAUAUUUGCACACGUUAACAAUAAUACUACAAACCCAAUUCCAUCGCUGGCAAACCAUCAAAAUACUAUAACACCUAUAAGCUCCUCUGAUGUGAGUCUACCAUCGAACUCACACUCACCGAAUCCUAACACACAACUAAGAGCUCCAGAGAUGUGGGCCAAGGUUGUUGGAAAAAAAUCAAAAAAGAAAACUAUAGUCACUAGUAACGACUCACAUACUUACCUCCAUAAUGCCAACACUCCUACCCUGCCUGCUGGCCCAAGCACUACCACCAUAACACAGAAUACAAAGCCCAGUGUACCUAUAAGAAAACCUAAAAAUGUAGAAGUCUUAUAUAUUACAGAAAGUAGAAACAGUAAUACAAAAAUAAACCAGGUAUUAUCAAAAGCCAAAGAAAACAUAAACCUGCAGGAACUAGGUAUUAAAACAAUAAACCCUCGCGAAUCCUUAAAUGGAGGACUCAUCCUUGAGUUUCCAAAAUCCAAGGAAGGUGAAGUUGCACCAAUUCUAAUGGAGAGGAUCAAAUCACUAUUUCCACCGGAUGAUAUUGUAGUAUCUUGUCCAAAAAAAUACAAGGAGGCCCUGUUCGUCCAAACCUGAGAGGCUCGGCGACAGUGUGGUGUAAGUGUGAAGAAUCUGAAGCAUAUAAAUUAUUAUCCAUUAAAACACUGGCGAUUGGAUGGUCCCAAGCUUACUUCCAACCUCUAGAAAAUAGACCAGUCCAGUGCUUUAAAUGCUGGUCCUACGGUCAUGUUCGCAACUCCUGCACUUCAAAAAUCAAUAGAGACGGUUGGUGCUACAAAUGUGGUGGUGAAGGGCACCCAUCCAACAUCUGUGUUAAUAAUAAUCCCAUAUGCAAACUCUGUCAAGAGAAUAACUUCAACUACAAGCAUAAAAUGGGUACAAACACAUGCAGGACAUUUAUUAACUACAAGAAUGAUAAACUAGAACGUAACUCUUCUUUACUACCCCAAAGUAAUCCAGCAGUCAAUGAAACUACAGACAUCAGAAUGGAGGUAACUGAAAAGAAAAAAUCUUAAAUUACAACAUGGCACAAUCCUUCCAAAACCAAAAUAUGCACAGAUCCAGGUAUAAUGAUGUAAGCUGUCCACUCCUAAUCCUGCAAGCUAAUAUCAAUCAUGCUGUUGCUGCUCAAUCCCUACUGGAGAGUUACAUUGUUAGUAAUAAUAUUAGUAUUGCUCUUGUAUCGGAACCACACAACCCCUGUAAAAGUGGAUGGUUUGGAUACCGUGAAAAUAAGGCUGCAAUAGUUGUAAACAACUCAUCAUUCACAAAUCCAAG